UAAAGAAAGCAACCAAAGCACGCACUUUUAAUUUCUUUCUAGGACUUCACACUUUGCUUUGCAUUAGAAAUAAUUUACACCUCACUUUGCAGCUACCCACCGCUCGAAACAAAAAAAUGCAAUGUUCAGAAGAAACUCUCGCUAGUUUCUUCUACAAUGUCUCCAGCCUCUCCUUUCUUCUUCUCCUUUUCAUCUACUACUCGUCCAUCUCCCUCUUCAAGUUCUUCCACUUCAUCGGCAGUUACCCUUUAAUCCAAAGAACUCAGAGUGAGUACGAUUACAGUUUGUAUUCGGAUGAAGAUGGCGAGGAGGAGGAAGAAGAAGUUUGUACGGAAAAAGAUCACUUGGUGGCAGACAUAAUCCACGGCGGCGAAUCACUUGUAUUUCUGCAUAACAACGCCGUCCACCGGAGCCAACAAAUUCAUGUUCAGGAAUUUAUUAACCAGGAAGAUGACAAAGUCGUUGAAGAUCAUCAAGAAUAUCAAAGUUUUGAUAGCUCUCAAUAUUCAGCUCUAGACUCAUCACCAUGCUCAGAAUCUGAACAUGAAGGCGAUCAUGAUGAUGAUGAGCUUGAAGAAGAAGAAGAAGAAGAAGAGAUCCCACCAACGGAAUCCGAUUCAGCCUACAAUUCCGUUCCAAAUCACGACGGCGCCACCACCCCAAUUCCCAGCAGUGGUUUUGUAGAAAAUGACCAAAACUGUUACGUUGCAGAAACUGUUUUACAUCAAGAAACUGAGAUCAAGAAGGAGGAGAAAUUUUUUACAGGAGAUGGAAAUUAUGUAAUUUUGACGAGAACCCAGGUGGAUUCUAGCAGGAAGAUUCAAGUUGAAGAAAAGGAUAUUAUUGAUGAAGAGAUCUAUGGUGACUCGUGUACUAAUGGGUCUACUUCUAAAAGCUCAUCUGAAUGGAGGAGCUCCAUCAAUUGCAGAGAUUCAGGAACUGAAGAUCCUUUCUCUUCUUCCUCCAGAAGAAGCUGCCCCAAGUGGGAAUCCUACACGGUUUUUCAGAAAUAUGAUGAAGAAAUGAUGUCCCUCGACAAAGUUAGCGCACAAAAACUCCAUGAAACAGAAUCACUAAGAUCCAUUCAAGCCCGUCCAAGGUCAAUUUCGGAGAGAAUCAUUCACAAGUUUUCAACAGUAAAUAAGCAACCUUCGAGCAUCCGCCACAACCCAUACCAUGAACUGGAAGCGGCAUAUGUAGCUCAGAUUUGCCUGACAUGGGAGGCUCUAAACUGGAACUACAAGAACUUUCAACGUAAAAGAGCUUCAAAACGAGACUUUGACCCCGGCUGCCCCGCCCACAUUGCGCAGCAGUUUCAGCAAUUUCAGGUUCUUUUGCAGCGAUACAUAGAAAACGAGCCCUAUGAACAAGGAAGACGACCUGAGGUAUAUGCAAGGAUGAGGCUUUUGGCUCCAAAGUUGCUUCUGGUUCCGGAAUAUCGAGAUUCUGAGGAUGAUCAAUUGAAGGAUGAAGGAUUUGCCUCCAGAAUUACGUCGCCUGCAUUUAUUAUAAUAAUGGAAGAAGGAAUCAGGACGUUCAUGAAUUUUCUCAAGGCGGAUAAAGAGAAAGCCUGUCAAAUUCUCAGGUCAUUCUUUGGCAGAACCAGAAAGCGAAGAGCCUCGGUGGAUCCGACUCUGCUUCAACUCAUGAAGAAAGUCAAUAAGAAAAAGAAGACAAAGGUGAAAGAUCUCCGACGGUCGAUGAAAUGCAUAAGGAGGAGAAAGCUGACGGCGGAUGAGGAGGUGGAGAUUCUGAUGGCUUUAAUAGACUUGAAAGUGGUGUCUAGGGUUUUGAGAAUGAAUGAUAUAAGUGAAGAACAGUUGCAUUGGUGUGAAGAGAAGAUGAGCAAAGUGAGUGUCAUGGAAGGCAAAUUACAAAGAGAUUCCUCUCCACUUUUCUUCCCUGCACAUUGAAGACCCACUUUACACGUCACAAAUAUUGCUUCCUGACUAGAUCAUGAAUAUGAAUUUCUGGAUAGAAUAAAACUAUACAUACAAACAAAUUAUACAAACUUAUUCGUACAAACUGAGAAAGCAGCUUGUGACCAAGUGAUGUGAUUAUUUACCUUUUUUCUCUCACUUCAAAAUCAUACAAUCAAAUACUAUAAUCUCAGUUUGUACAAAUAAAUUAUAUAAUUUGUUUGUGCAUAUAGUAUUAUUCUUAUGAGUAAUAUUAUACGUAUCUAUUUUGAGUAUAUAAAUUAGUACACACUUAAUGUUUGUCAUCAUGUGUUUGGGUGUAAGUUUUUCCUUAAUUCUAAACCACCAAUUAUAGGAUGACAUACAUUAAAUUUGUAUCUAUUUAUAUAUUCAAAAUGAACACGUAUAUUUUGUUAUACUCUUCUAGAUAUUCUGAAUAUUCUAAACCCUAAACACAUUUUGUAAAUAUUAUACAUAAAAGUCAGAUGAACCCAUUUCGUCAUCGAUAAGAAUCUGUUCAACAGGCGGCCUUCGACUUUAUUUUUCUUUGUAAAAGAUGGAUACAGAAAGGGCCUACAAAUCCAAGUGGCUGCAUGUGAGUGACAUGGAAGUUGGGAUAUGGAUUGAAGAAAGUGAAAGAGGAGAGACGAAGCAAAGAAGAAGAAGAUAGAGACAAGGGUAGCUUUAGUUUGCUUUAAUAUAUAUAGCUUUAUUGUUGUCUUUUGAAUUAGGGUUUAUCUUUAAGGGAGAUUUGAUGAGGUGACUUAAAAGAAGAGAAGAGGAGAGAAGAGAAAGCAAAGCUACCGUGGAAUAAAAGAAGGGCACAUGGUUAUACUCAAAAGGAUUAUUUGUAGUGAUAUCACAUGACCCACUUAGUUUGGGAAUUUAAAUUAUAAAUAUAAAUGAAUAAAAUUUUCCCAUUUUUUGAUGUA
Messenger RNA from Mangifera indica (mango), 2851 nucleotides. RefSeq lists its product as uncharacterized. The record is from RefSeq and is a predicted model, not a curated record. The transcript has 6 exons. Bases 117 to 1913 code for a protein of 598 amino acids. Lineage: Eukaryota; Viridiplantae; Streptophyta; Magnoliopsida; Sapindales; Anacardiaceae.